This is a messenger RNA of Lindgomyces ingoldianus, 2840 nucleotides long. RefSeq lists its product as uncharacterized. The record is from RefSeq and is a predicted model, not a curated record. Gene Ontology annotation, biological process: mitotic cell cycle; cytoplasmic microtubule organization; meiotic cell cycle. The transcript is spliced from 2 exons. Gene Ontology annotation, molecular function: gamma-tubulin binding; microtubule minus-end binding. Bases 42 to 2699 code for a protein of 885 amino acids. Lineage: Eukaryota; Fungi; Ascomycota; Dothideomycetes; Pleosporales; Lindgomycetaceae. Gene Ontology annotation, cellular component: centrosome; spindle pole; equatorial microtubule organizing center.
CUCCGUCGUGCGCCUUGGUGAGGAUCGAGGUUGCUGUCAGCAUGGCGCAGAACGCAAAGAUUGGUGCCCUGACUGAGGACUUGAUUCAGUCAAUAGUCAAAUUCGAUCCGGAGACCAACCGACAGGCCUACAAGCACGCCAAAGAUGUUGCGAAGCAGGGUCUGCGAGCACAUCAGUAUGUUCGGACGAAUCAGUUCGACGUGGAGGCCAGCUUUAACGGGUUGGACGAGAAAUUUCGAGUCCUGAACCGGGAUGAUCUCGCGGACGCGCUCGACAAGCGUAUCAAGGAACUCCAAACCGUGCCCAACAAGUGGAUACCGGAAUAUCUCUCAUUGCUCUUGCAGCUCUCAGAUCGGCCAGUAGAGAACUCUCAAGUGGAGGCUUUGGACCUGCUCAGACCUCCUCCAUCGCCUCCACCACUGACGUGGGCGGAGAUUGUCGCAGACGAUCCAUACAGUGAUGAAGAGAUAUGGAAGGAUGUGGACUACGCGGCAGAAUCAUCCGAGGAGGAGAGAGCUCCAAAGAUCCGCGGAGGGCGGGGCGACAAGGAGGAUUCUCCAGCGUCCAGCAUCGAUAAAGAUGACACAUUUGAUCCAGAAUCCUGUGUGAUCGCAGUGGAAACAGAUGCUAUUGAAGAGAUCACCAAGGCGCAGUUUUGGAAAGCUAGGCCUGAGGAAGACCUUCAGAAAAUCGCAAUCACAGAAUUGCAAGCGAUCAGAGAGACACUCUUUAUGCUAUCGGGGCUCCCGACAUCCCUCUACCUUAGCAAUGCAAAGAAUGGCAGCAUUCGCGUCUGCCAAAAGUAUAACUUCAGCCAUGCUAUCACGACAACCAUCGAAGACCUCCUUUCUCAAUUGGCCGAUAUUGGGAGAGAUCUUUAUCGUCUUCGUCAGUGGACCCGCCGAGGUUCCUCGCUUCCGCUUAUCCAGACCUUCGAAGCUGCCAUCAAAGCUAGGCUGGGAAGCUACGAUCAAUACCUUGCCUCAUUACAACAAAAAUAUUUAGUUCCAGAUACUCCGAUAGCAGUGAGCCUGCUUGAACUGCACCACGAAGUACGCACAGCCUCUAGACCUUUACUCCAGCUAGCGCAGCUAGUGGCGGACAUUGAGCCUUUACUUCUUGUGAACCCCUUCGCUCAUCUCGAGACGCUAUUUGACCGCGCUGGUAUUGCUCAGAUGACCUUAGAAUUCGACGUCUUUGAGUUCUUGUCCAAGAUCUUCUUUGAAUGUCUCCAAACCUACUUGAAGCCGAUCAGGAAGUGGAUGGAGUCUGGCGAACUUGGAACCAAUGAUGAGACCUUCUUCGUUUUUGAGAGUGACUCGGGGAGUGAAGUAUCAUCGCUCUGGCAUGAUCGAUACGUACUCCGUCGAGGACAAGGGAAUGCGCUUCGCUCUCCAAAUUUCCUUCAACCUGCGGCGGGGAAAAUCUUCAACACUGGAAAGAGCGUGGUGUUCCUUAAGGAAUUUGGUAUUUAUGGAGCUAGUCUAGCUUCUUCUGGGCCGGAACCCAAACUCGAUUAUGAGACUCUGUGUGGGACCUCCUCGGAGUUGCCACUGUCACCAUUCUCAGACCUAUUCGAGGCCGCAUUCGAGCGGUGGAUAGAGAACAAGUUCUCCCUUGCUUCCACUGUGUUGCGCCAGCACCUCUUCUCGGAAUGCGGUCUUUUUCGGAUCUUCACCGUGUUUCAUCACUUGUAUCUCUCGGCAGAUGGAUCUGUCUUUCAAGACUUUGCGGAUGCUAUUUUCGAACGUAUGGACUCGAGACGAAGGGGAUGGAAUGAUCGAUACCUCUUGACCGAGUUAGCUCGCGGCAUUUUCGCCACCAUCUUUGUCUCUUCCGACUUGGAAAGAUUGGUAGUGCGGACGGCCCAUAUCAAAGAUCAUGGUCGAUCAGUCAAGCUGCUAAAGAGCAUUUCGAUGGACUAUGCACUUCCUUGGCCGGUCAUGAACAUCAUCCAGCGAUCAUCGAUUCCUAUUUACCAACAGAUCUUUACCUUUCUGCUGCAAACCUACCGUGCCAAAUAUCUGUUGCAAAGGGUGGCAUGGGAAGAUUUCACACGAUCCAAUGACGACCAUUCGAGCCAGCUAAGCUACAAACUUCGUCUCCGACUCAUGUGGUUUUCUGACAUUCUCCGCUCAUAUCUUACAGAGACUGUCAUUGCACUAUCAACGCAGACCAUGAUUGCUGGCAUGGAGAAGGCAGAAGAUAUCGAUGAGAUGUCUGACAUCCAUCUCAAAUAUCUCGCAAGGCUACAGGAACAAGCGCUCCUCUCCCAGAACCUUAAGCCCAUUCACCGAGCGAUCGUAUCAAUAUUAGAUCUAUGCAUCCAUUUCUCUGAUAUUCAAGCGAAAGUUAGGCUGAAAGAUCUAACCGCCAAAGCACGGUUGGAACGACCACCAAAGAGCCCGACUAAGACAGCCAAGACCCUCUCAAGGAGGAAGAGCUUCAUACCUCUCGUUGAAAAUCUCUCCUCGGAUUCAUCAGAUAACGAAGUACACCCCGACGACUACAAUGCAUCUGGGGAGGCGAGAGCUGAGGAGGUGAGCUCGAACACACUGACCCAAAUCAACGAGCAAUUUGGCAGACUCUUACCGUUCGUAACGGCGGGACUAAGGAGUGUGAGUCGUGCGGGUGCCGAGCCGGUUUGGGAUAUGCUUGCUGAUAAGUUGGAAUGGAAUAAGCCUAGGGAUAAGUUCUGAGAGUCUCAGAUGGGACGGGUCGUGCAUUAAGGCUGGCUGGACAUCCCGCAAUCUCACGAAGUUUAGGAACGUUAUUAAGGAUUUACAGCAGCCGGAAUCACGUUCUGUGUCACCAGCCAGUUUGAAACAUACUCAACCGAG